GUUUCAGGAGACAGAACUUCCUCCUAUUCAUGAAUUUUAUAGUACUUUUAAAGGUGAAUACCAUGAUCUCUAUCUUAAAACUGAUGUACUUAGUCUAGUAGAUGUCUGGACAGAGUUUCGAAAAAUGUCUAUGGAAUAUUAUGAACUUAAUCCCAGUCACUAUGUUUUGCCUCAUUAUUAUCCUGAAAUGAAAUGCUUAAGAUGUCAGAA
Molecule: messenger RNA, 210 nt
Organism: Funneliformis geosporum
Lineage: Eukaryota; Fungi; Glomeromycota; Glomeromycetes; Glomerales; Glomeraceae
Source: the annotation of a GenBank genome assembly